AUGGCCCAACGACGAUCGCAUCAGAAAUCCAGACAUGGCUGCCUAGAGUGCAAGCGACGAAGAGUCAAGUGCGACGAAUCUCGACCAGUCUGUGCCAAUUGUGCUCGACGACAGACCGAUUGCGAGUAUGAUUCGUCUGGGCCUCUGCGAUGGAUGACCGACGAGCCCUCCCGAUCCCCGCGUCCCCUCUCCGACCGGCAGCAAGCACCACCAUCUCCUGAUUUCAGCCUUUUCGGUCAAUUCCGGAGCAACAACAGCUCGAAUAAUGGCGAAGCACCCUUGGCCCCGUUGAAUCUCUGCGACCUAGAGUUAUUGCUGCAAUGGGUAAACGCGACAUCUAUGGUGAUGUCUCGAGGCCAGCACACCGACAAAAUCUGGCGCACCUACGUUCCAGAAGAAGGAGUUUCGCACCCGUUUCUAAUGCACGGAAUCCUAGCAUUAUCGGCUGUUCAUAUUGCACGGACACGAGCACCCAGAGCUUCUGCAGACAACGGACAACUGGGCAGGGACUACCUCCAGAUCGCCGUCUCACACCAUAACCAAGCGCUGGCGCUGUUUCGUGAGCAGCUCGACGAUAUAAAUCCUGCUAAUGGCAAGGCAAUGUUUGCUUUUGCUAGUAUCACUGUCCUCUACGCGUUUGGGUUCCCCCGCACUCCCGAUCCGGGUAGUACAGCCGUCGGUGAUCUAGUGCAGGCGUUUGUGUUGGUGCGUGGUGUGCAGUAUGUCCUCAACCAAGCGAUGAACACUCUUUUUGAGGACCGCGCCUGGGCGCCACUACGAGAUAUCACCGAAUACGACCCUACCCUUCCGAUAGAGGCGCGGCCGGCAAUCGAGCAGCUACACAUGGCGAACGAGGCAUGCACCCGCCAGGACCCGAUCCUCCACGACUCAUCCCUCUAUCAGGAAGCAAUCGACCACCUGGCCGACUUGAGUGCAGCGGUAAAAGGCGGAUUGGGCUUUUUUGUGGCGUGCCGAUGGGCGAUCAAACUACAGCCGGCCUUUGUCGAUCGCAUUCGGGACCGUCGACCGUUGGCUCUGGCGAUUCUUGCACACUGGUGUGCAUUAGUAGCUCGACUCCAAGACGUGUGGUUUGGUAUUGAAUGGGGAACACGCGUUGCACAGGAGAUCUGGUAUGUCCUGGACGACAACUGGAGACCAUUAAUACACGGCUGCAUGGAGCAAAUAUUUGGAGAGCAGUACCUGAUGAUAGAGCGAUGA
This is a messenger RNA of Aspergillus calidoustus, 1218 nucleotides long. Lineage: Eukaryota; Fungi; Ascomycota; Eurotiomycetes; Eurotiales; Aspergillaceae. The record is from the annotation of a GenBank genome assembly.